AUUUCAUUUGCUUAUCAUCUCUCUCUGUAUAUAUACACUCAUUUCUCCCUCUAUUUUCCUUCCCACCACUCCUACAAGUAAAAAUUCCAAACACCCAAAACCAAAAAUCCUCUCCUCUCAUCUUUCCCUUCUACAGAUUCAUCGAUAUCUGUUCUCUUCCGCAGCAAAUCUCUGAGAAAAAAGAAAGAGGGUUUUUGGCCUGAACAUGUCUUUCGUGUAUACAUUCUUCAUCCCUGAGGAGGCCAAGGUGGAAGAAGAAGGCGAGUGGGAGAAGGAAAGAUAGAGAACAAGUAAAGUGGUUGAUAGCUGAAAAGUGAUUUUCAGCGAGCACUUCUGUUUGUAUUCAAGAUCCUGUUUGCGUAUACCUCGGUGUUGAUCUCCUUCAGCUAGCUGGGAUGUCGACGAGUAUAAUUAGUGAUUCAAUGGUGAUAACCCCCGGCCCUGACGGGCCCGCCGUUACUGGGGCUGUGAGUAAGAUUUCGGGCCAAAUCGAUGUGGAUUUUGCGAAAUGCGAUUGCUGCGGGCUUACGGAGGAAUGCACCCUUUCAUACAUUGAAACGAUUCGGGAAAGGUAUGGUGGCAAAUGGAUCUGCGGGCUUUGUGCAGAGGCUGUGAAAUAUGAAAUCUUGCGUUGUCAAAAGCUAAUAAGCCCGGACGAAGCGAUGGCCCGGCAUUUCAGCUUCUGCAACAAGUUUCGGGCUUCAGGCCCACCACAGGAUCCUACUGUACAUUUGAUUCGGGCUAUGACGCAGGUUCUAAGGAAGAGUUUGGAGAGCCCGAAAUCUAUGAGGUCAAUGCCCAGCAGCCCGACGAACAAAAGAGGGGAGCUCGACAUGAAGGGCACUGUCUUGGCCCGGUCGGAGAGUUGCAUGCCAAGUUUAACCCUGGUCGAUGCUACGGCGUACUGUGGAGUGGAUGAAGGCUAUGAAUGAGGGUAGAGGUGAAUAUGGUAAUCUCAGAAGUCAAGAAAAAGAAAAGAAAGAAAAAUUUGAGAAGAAUGAGAAAGCGAAAAAGGCAGCAGUGUAGUGCUUAAUUUUGAAUAUAUGAUCUGUAAGUGUAAACAGAAUAAGAUAUCAUAUCAUGGAAUGAAAAAUGAAAUGCUAGUAGUAAUCUUCUUGUUUGAA
Messenger RNA from Sesamum indicum (sesame), 1124 nucleotides. RefSeq lists its product as uncharacterized. The record is from RefSeq and is a predicted model, not a curated record. Lineage: Eukaryota; Viridiplantae; Streptophyta; Magnoliopsida; Lamiales; Pedaliaceae.